AUAUGAUGAAAAUAUAGUUCUAUCAACUAAAUAUAUUGAUAUAAUAUCACGAAAUUUAUCUGAAUUUCAAAAUGAAAAUAAUAAUGAUAUGAAAAGAAGAAAUACAGUGAACCAUUUGGAUAAAACAAAUGAGAGUUCCAAAAAUUCAUAUAAUAAUGAAACACUUACAUUAGAAAAUAAACAUUACAAUGAUAUGUCAAAGAAUUUAACUAAAAAGGAAUUAUUUGAUGUAUUAAAUUCAUUAAAGGAAUGUCCAUCAAAUGAAGAUCUUAGAAAUAUAUGGUCUCACACAGUUGAUAUUGCAAAAGAAGGUUUGGAUAAUCUAUUAAAAGAGUCAAAGACAUCAGUACAAAAAUAUUUAGAUAAUAAUAUUCACA
Plasmodium gaboni is the source of this 377-nucleotide messenger RNA. Its product is annotated as exported protein (PHISTa). Lineage: Eukaryota; Apicomplexa; Aconoidasida; Haemosporida; Plasmodiidae. The transcript has a single exon. The record is from RefSeq and is a predicted model, not a curated record. The annotation marks the transcript as partial.